AUGGCGGGUUUUCGUGGUUUACCAGAAUUCGACCCAACGGGAUCGAUUACGUGGGAUGUGUACGCCGAGCGUUUACAUUUCUGUUUGGAAGCAAGCGAUAUCGAGGAGGAUUCUAAGAAGAGAGCCGUAUUGUUAAGUGCUUGUGGUCAUGCCACAUAUGAAAUAGUAAGAUCGCUUUGCGCGCCAAAAAAACCGGGGGAAGUUGAAUACAAGGAGUUGGUAAAAUUACUAACAUCACAUUUUGCACCGGCACCGUCCAAAAUUGUGCAGCGUUUCCUGUUCAACAAGCGGGAUCAGCAAGUCGGCGAGAAAUUCUCCAGCUAUUUGGCGGAAUUGAGAAAGUUAGCAGACACGUGCAGUUUCCACGAGGAUUCACGGGAUGAAAUGCUUCGUGACAGGAUUGUGUGCGGGGUCAGGGACGAAGCGCUGCAACGUCGCUUAUUAGCGGAAAGCGACUUGACCUUGCAGAAAGCUGUCGAUGCCGCGAUUGCAGCGGAAACGGCUGGCGUAAAUUUAAACGAAUUACGAGGGUCAAUCACCGGAGGCGGCGAUACUUCGAAAUCGGCGAAUGCAGUUACAGGAAAACGGAAUGCUAAUUAUAGCACAAACAAAAGAGACAACGCGGCCGCAACAAUGAAACCCUGUUUUAGGUGCGGUGACCUUCACAAACCGGACGUUUGCAGAUGCAAAGAAGUGGUUUGCAGGUUUUGCAAGAAAAAGGGCCACAUCGAGCGAGUUUGUUUGGCGAAGGCUAAAAAUAAGACGCCGCAACGCAGAACAAUGGUUAAUCAAGUGGGCAACACCGACGAAGAUAGCUACGGGCUCGGGGAACUAUUCAACGUCAACAUGAACGACCGCGGGAAAGCAAAUCUGUUUAAGGUUAACAUUAACAUAAACGGAGAAUUGUGCGAAUUCGAGGUAGAUAGUGGCGCCAGUGACACAAUUAUGUCGUUACAAACUUUUAAUCGACUUUGGCCAAUUAAUAAACCGGAAAUGCGUCCGUGUGAAACUACUUUUCUAGAUUUUUCCAUGGCAACCGUGGAAACGGCGGGAGUUUGUGACGUGCUGGUGACAUUUAAAAACAUUCAGUGUACCCUACCAAUGGUAAUUACAAGGAACACUAGAGCCAAUCUAUUAGGGCGUAAUUGGUUCGACGCACUUAAGAUUGAAAUUUCGGGAAUAAAUAAAAUUGAGGUUAACUCCUCGUUGGACGAGCUAGUGUUGGAGUUUCAGGAAGUGUUCUCGGAGGGGUUAGGCCAGUAUAAGGGGCCACCCAUUAAAUUUGCGUUAGACCCGUCCAUUGCACCAGUGAGCUGCAGAGCUCGAAACAUUCCCUUUGCGUUGAGAGGGAAAGUCGAAGCGGAAUUGGAGAAGUUGGUUCGCCAAGGAGUGCUGCAACCAAUCGACCAUUCGGAAUGGAGCAGUCCGAUUGUUCCAGUUGUUAAAAGUUCGGGCGAAAUUAGAAUUUGUGCAGACUACAAAGCCACAAUCAAUAAGGCACUACGAGUACCGGCUUACCCGAUGCCAGUAAUAAAUGAGAUCUUGGCCAGCUUGGGUGAGUGUAAAAGGUUUGCAAAAUUGGACCUAGCACAGGCAUACCAGCAAUUGAGUGUGGACGAGAAUGCAGCGAAAGCUCAAGCUGUAAUUACCCAUCGAGGUCUUUUCAAAGUAAAUAGGCUUCAAUUUGGGGUGAAUGUCGCUCCACAAUUAUUUCAGAAAUUCAUUAAUUCAAGAUUAGCGGGAAUAGAUGGGGUCUUUCCAUAUUUCGACGACAUCCUUGUUUGUGCGCGUGAUGAAAGACAAAUUCUAGAUCGAUUGCCAGAAGUGUUACAGAGACUACAGCAGGACGGGCUGAAAUUAAAACGGGCGAAGUGCGUUUUUAAUGUACAAGAAAUUGAGUUCCUGGGAUUCAGGAUUGACAGCGAGGGAAUUCGACCGACCCAGGAGAAAGUGAAGGCAAUAUGGGCCACUCCAGAACCUACAUGUAAAAAGGAGCUGCAAGCAUUUUUAGGUUUGCUGAAUUUUUAUCAUACCUUUCUCAAGGGCAAAGCUGACAUAGUCGAGCCAUUGCAUCGAUUGCUUGAUGAGGACAAACCUUGGGAGUGGACAGGUAUUCACAAAAUUGCUUUUGAAUCUGUAAAAAGCCUAGUUACAUCAGAUUCCUUGUUGGUUCACUACAACCUCGAGUUACCACUGGUGAUGGUUUGCGAUGCAUCACCUUGGGGGGUUGGUAUUGUUUUAAGUCACAUCAUGCCGGGGGGAGUGGAAGCUCCAAUUGCUUUUCAUUCCCAAACACUGUCAGCCACGCAGCGAAACUAUGCACAGCUAGAUCGAGAGGCAUUUGCCAUCAUCGCAGGAAUAAAAAAAUUCCACAAAUACCUAUAUGGCAGGGAAUUUACAAUUAUCACGGACCACAAACCGUUAUUGGGGCUAUUGGGAGCGACGAAACCGACUCCCGAGAGAUUAUCACCGCGAAUGCUAAGGUGGAUUUUAUUCUUAGCCAACUACCAGUACGAGUUAGAGUAUCGACCGGGGGCGAAAAUUCAGCAUGCUGACGCGUUAAGCCGGUUACCAGUGUCAUCAAUCGGGGCGGAUCCUGAGGGUUUGGGGGACGUCCUGAUGAUUGAAAUGAUGCCAGAGAAGAUUCUUAAUGCAGAACAAGUCGAGAAGCUAACCGGUAAAGACUUAAUUCUUUCGCGAGUGCGUGAUUGGCUGCUUAAAGGGUGGCCUAGUGACAUUCCACCUGAAUAUAUACCAUUUCGGAACAAACGCGCGGAAUUGUCAGUAUAUAAAAACUGUGUUCUGUGGGGUUCAAGGGUAGUAAUACCUGAGAAAGCGCGACAACAAGCCGUUGAAUUAUUGCACGCGACCCAUCAAGGUAUUGUGCGGAUGAAAGCGCUUGCUCGUAGUUACAUGUGGUGGCCAGGUUUGGACCAGGACAUCGAGAAAAUUGUGAAAGAGUGUAAAAAGUGCCAGGAAGUUGGUCAUGCGCCGCCGCGUGCGCCAAUUCACCCAUGGGAGUGGGCUUCUGACCCAUGGUCGCGAAUUCACGUGGACCAUGCAGGUCCAAUAAAGGGACAAAAUUUCUUAAUUGUGGUAGACUCGUAUUCGAAAUGGCUCGAGGUAAAAAAAGUGCCGUCUGUGUCCUCGGGGGCUACGAUUUGCGCGCUUCGAGAAAUCUUUGCCACACAUGGCUGCCCUGCUAAGGCAAAAAGCCGUAUCUACCUACUUUCGCGAUUUCCAGAUUUCGGUGUCUGCGUGUUUAAAAUAAUAUUCCUCAACUUCAUACUAAACCCAGAAGCCGUAUCUGUAAUUUUUUCAUAG
Messenger RNA from Photinus pyralis (common eastern firefly), 3324 nucleotides. RefSeq lists its product as uncharacterized. The record is from RefSeq and is a predicted model, not a curated record. The transcript has a single exon. Lineage: Eukaryota; Metazoa; Arthropoda; Insecta; Coleoptera; Lampyridae. Gene Ontology annotation, biological process: proteolysis. The coding region runs from base 1 to 3324 and encodes 1107 amino acids. Gene Ontology annotation, molecular function: nucleic acid binding; aspartic-type endopeptidase activity.